Messenger RNA from Leptopilina boulardi, 531 nucleotides. RefSeq lists its product as uncharacterized. NCBI's taxonomy places the organism in Eukaryota, Metazoa, Arthropoda, Insecta, Hymenoptera, Figitidae. Bases 60 to 416 code for a protein of 118 amino acids. The transcript is spliced from 4 exons. The record is from RefSeq and is a predicted model, not a curated record.
UGGGUAUAUAAUACAGUGAAUUUUACGAAUUUAACGUAGUCUUUGAAACUAUAUCCAAUAUGCGUAUCAUAAUUUUUUUCUUUAUUCUAUACAAUGUAUUUUGCUUAACUUAUUCAUAUUUUGAUAUAUAUAAUUUUGAAGACAAUGGUCGUCCAGCAGAUAAUACAGCACGUGUGGAAGAAGAAACCUUCGAUAAUAUAUAUCAAGCGGCCUAUAAAUGUCAUAGAUCUCUUGAAGUCUGUUUGACAGAGGCAGAUUUUAAUCAUGAUGUACAAAACAGAUGUUUUGAGAUGUGCGUAACACAAUUGAGUGAAUCAAAAUUUGUUUGUAACAAGAAAACAUUAAGUGAUAGUUGCCAUAAUGAAACAAGUUCCAACUCAAAUUAUUAUAGUUAUAAUUAUUAUAAUGUAAACUAGCGUAACAAUGGGGGAUGAAUAAUUAAUUUAUAAACGAAAUUAUUUUUUAUUUGAAAAUUAACGCUAAAUAAAUGUAUUAUAUUUAAUGAAAUAAAUUAUUUACUGUUCAAAAUUA